UUUCCGCCUCUGCUCGCCUCUAUCCUCUUCAGCCUUGCCUGCCUGUCAGAAAGGUACUCCAGUGUUGGAGGCUAGGCUAUCCUCCUCCCGGACCCCGUACUAGAGCCAGCCGCCGUCGUACCCCAAGGCUCAGGCUCCCCACUCACGGUUUCAACCAUGGCAACCACCGCUACUUGCACCCGGUUUACCGACGAGUACCAGCUGUACGAGGAGCUCGGAAAGGGAGCUUUCUCAGUGGUGCGUAGGUGUGUAAAGAAGUCAUCAGGACAGGAAUAUGCUGCAAAAAUCAUCAACACUAAGAAGCUGUCUGCAAGAGACCAUCAGAAGCUUGAAAGAGAGGCUCGUAUCUGUCGUCUGCUGAAGCACCCCAACAUCGUGAGACUCCAUGACAGCAUUUCAGAGGAAGGCUUUCAUUACCUAGUCUUUGACCUGGUGACAGGAGGAGAGCUUUUUGAAGACAUUGUAGCCAGGGAGUACUACAGUGAGGCUGAUGCCAGUCAUUGCAUUAGUCAGAUCUUGGAGAGUGUCAAUCAUAUCCACCAGCAUGAUAUUGUGCACAGAGACCUCAAGCCUGAGAACCUGUUGUUGGCCAGUAAGAUGAAGGGAGCUGCAGUGAAGCUGGCAGACUUUGGCCUUGCUAUUGAAGUGCAAGGAGACCAGCAGGCUUGGUUUGGGUUUGCGGGCACCCCUGGCUAUCUCUCCCCUGAAGUCCUGAGGAAGGACCCCUACGGCAAGCCUGUGGACAUAUGGGCUUGCGGUGUUAUUCUCUAUAUCUUGUUAGUGGGAUAUCCCCCAUUCUGGGAUGAAGAUCAACACAAACUCUAUCAGCAGAUUAAAGCUGGGGCAUAUGAUUUCCCAUCCCCAGAGUGGGACACAGUGACUCCAGAGGCAAAGAACCUGAUCAACCAGAUGUUGACCAUUAACCCAGCCAAGAGAAUCACUGCCGAACAGGCCCUCAAACACCCUUGGAUCUGCCACCGUUCUACAGUGGCUUCCAUGAUGCAUAGACAGGAAACUGUCGAGUGUCUCCGCAAGUUUAACGCUCGCCGAAAACUCAAGGGAGCCAUUCUCACCACCAUGCUGGUGUCCAGAAACUUCUCAGUGGGCCGGCAGCAUACCAACUCUGCUGCUGCCGCCUCCUCCACGGCCUCACUGGCUCAGGAAGCAUGCAAAAGUUUACUCAACAAGAAGUCAGAUUCUGCUAAGCCUUCUACCAACAACAGUAAGAACAGUAUAGUGAGCGCCAUCAAUGCCCUGAAAGACACCAACAUGGCAACCAACGCCCAGAUGGAAUCUCAGAGCACAGUGGUGCACAACCCUCCUGAUGGAGUCAAGGGAUCAACAGAGAGCAACGCCACCAACGACGAGGAGGAAAUGAAAGGUAGGAAAGCGGACAGUUCGGCGCUGAGUCAGAGCAGCGCCACAGAGGAGAUGCCCCCACUUCUGCCCUCACCUCAAAGCUCACCUGCCAUUCCACCGCAUGACGUAAAGCGCAUGGCAUGGAACAGCACGGGCAACAGCUCCUGCCUUGACUCUGAGCUCUCGCAGUCCUCCAUGUCUACCGCUCCACUAGGGAGCAACACUGUCGCUGCUAAAAGCAACACUAAGCAGACUCGUAAACAGGAGAUCAUAAAGAUAACGGAGCAGUUGAUUGAAGCGAUCAACAAUGGAGAUUUGGAUGCCUACACGAGGAUUUGUGAUCCUGGACUCACCUCUUUUGAACCCGAGGCCCUGGGGAACCUGGUGGAGGGCAUGGACUUUCACAAGUUCUACUUUGAAAACUUGCUGAGCAAGAACAGCAAGCCUGUGCACACCACUCUGCUCAACCCCCACGUGCACCUGAUCGGCGAGGAUGCCGCGUGCAUCGCCUACAUCCGGCUCACACAGUUUGUGGACACCACAGGCCGCCCUCGUUCCAGCCAAUCAGAGGAGACCAGGGUGUGGCAUCGUCGCGAUGGCAAGUGGCUCAACGUUCACUUCCACUGCUCAGGAGCACCUGCUGCACCACUACAGUGAUCAGUGGUCCUGAGCCUCCAGUCUACUGGAGUGUAUGUUUUGGGGGGCAGUUUUUUUCAGCGAGCGUGUUUAAGAGGCACGUCCUCUGCGUGGAUUGGCUAGUGCCAGGAGCCCGGCCGGGCGAGAUCGCAUCCCUCUCCACGAUACCAACCAAUCCUGUCCCCCCUUUGACCUGCUGGGGGCCGGCUGAACACAAGACACCGCCCCCAGGGGAUGAUGCAUGCAUCUGGCGCCUGAUUGGAGGGCGAGUCUUUGCCCUCUAUCCCUCCCCAUGGCAGCCAUCUUUUUUCUGCCUGCGCGAGAUGAGACGUCCUGCGUGAGGAGAGGGUUUACAGUUGAACUUGUGACAGUUUAUGAGUAUGAGUUAUGAAUAUGCUGUGUAAAUUAUGACUAGAUGUAUCAGAAACCACCAAAACCCAACCAAGCAUUUAUAUUCACUAUCUAAUAAGGGAGGAACAGAGGGGAGUUGUAAGGUUAGCAGCUGAGAUUUUGGACACAUUUUUGGCAUUCUAGGGAUGUCGGGUAGAAAGCUCGUUACCCGGACGGUGAUGUUAAGAUGCAGGGAGAUUUUUCCCCAUCUGAAUUCUAGAAGGGGGGGAAAAUCCAGUCGGCUCAGUCAGAGAACUUGAUGGCAAGAGAAACUUGAUAUCAAAAACAUGAAGCACCAAAGUGUAGAACUUUAGGCUUUUUAUGUGUUUUUGUUUGUGUGCUUGUUUUUCCGACCGAACGGAAAAUCGUGUUGUUGUGGGAUUGGGGUGGGGGGCUGGGGCGUUUUUUGUUUUUGUUGUGUUUUUAGCGUCCUGUUCCCUUUGCGUUCCUGUGAAUAACCGGAGCCUCUCUGUUUUUAGUUUUUUUUUGUUUUUUUUGUCUGAUCGUAUAUUCAAGGCUCCUUUUUUUUUUUUUUUAAAGCAGCUGAAUUUUUAAAAAGAGGGAUUCUAUUGUGCAAAGUUUAACCUCUGCGUGUUAACAAGUUCUGUUGCCUGCAGUGGAGGGAGAGAGUGGGCUGGGAUCGGCGUCUGCGUUUUGCAUGUUUGCCCGCCGCCUCUCCCUCAAAUCCCUCCCCACGCUCUCUCUCCUUUUUUUUUUCUUCUCACUCUUAAACCAUUCCCUCUUUUAACCCUCCCACUCCUUUUCUCUGCUUUCUGCAAGGGCCUGGUUUGUUUAUAAUCACUGUGUAAUAACAGUGUAUGUAUAGAUAUAUGUAGAAAAGUGUAAUAUAUGUACAUGUAUCUAAGAGACGCUCAUCCUGUGCAUCUGGGAAUCACCCCAUGACCUCUGUGACCCCCGAUCUAGUUUAGUUUUCACUGAUUUUCAAUUUGGUUUAAUUCUCCUCCUUUCAGUACUUCCUUAAAAUAUUGGUAGCUCUCAAUCUUUGACGACAAACAACACGCUGAAUAAACGCACUCAUGUGGGCUACCAGCUCUAGUCCCGUGGACCUAAGACUGUUUUCAGAGACGGGGGAAUAAAAGAAAUAACUGGUUGAAAAAAGUUAGACCCCUUAGCCCAAAAAGAGUUUUUGAACAUGAAGACCUUCAUCAUAGUGUCCUCAACUCGUGAUCCCCCAAUGCUGUGAGCUGUCUCUUCAUAUCAUAUGCACACACACACACACACACACACACACACACGCACGCCUGGUGGUGUGUUUAGGCUUUGUAACAUAUCUGCACCACUGCUGUGUGACCAUGGUGCCACCCCCUGCUGUGCUGCUUAAUUGUCUCCAUCCAUCCGCGACAGUCGUAUCUUAAACCCCCACCACCUUCACCCUCUGAUAUCUUCCACCCCCCCCUCCGUGUACCAACAAGUUCCUGCUCUUGAGAUGUUUAUUUGUACCUCUCUCUGUUGUUUCUCUGUUUCUGUGUUACUGGUUUGCGUUUUUUUGUUGUCGUCGCUGUUGCUGUUUAACUUGUCGUUUGGUAAUUUGCCGAUCUGCCAAGCUGGAGUUCUGCACUCUCCCUCACACACAGAAAAAAAUAAAUCAAAAGGGAAACGAGGGAGGAAGUAAAGACAACACAAAUCAUAGAUUGAUUGAUUGAUUGACAGGACUAAAUUAUUUAUUAAUGUAAUCUACCCUAUGUGAUUUUAAAUCUUGCCUGCUCAGUUGAGAUGAGUUUUAAAAGCCAGAGAAAGAGUUGGUGUGGGUGUGCAGGUUUUUAUGACCUACACUGUUGAAUCAGAGCUGGAGACCUAGUUAUAUGCAUGUUUCAGUUACGCAUUUCUACCAUGUACCUACCUGAAUAAGGAUGGAGCCUAGUGUUAAUAUAUGAUAUUUGCAUCUUUUGAAAUAAGAAUAUCCUCCAUCCAGAAUGUUGAAUAGGUGACAUGAAAAAUAUUUUAAAAAAAAAAAAAAAAAAAAAAAAAGGAUUCAGGAGCCGUAGCUUGGUAUGAGGCCCUCGAUGUUAGCGUUUUCCCUGCGUUGUAAUGAUAUACUAUUGGGCUGCGCUUUCUCCCCCAGCCUUCACAUGGAUGCUGGAGUUUUUUUGCAUGAUCAUGAUGUACAAUGAAAUACAACCAUGAAUUGACGACUAUCAAGUGUUUGUCUGAGUGUUAGUUGGUCUUCAUCAUAGCUUUGUUAUUCUUCAAACUUGGAUCUUGAAAGUAUUUAAUAAAAAUACUAUUUCAGCACUGUU
Perca flavescens (yellow perch) is the source of this 4643-nucleotide messenger RNA. Its product is annotated as calcium/calmodulin-dependent protein kinase type II subunit gamma. Bases 157 to 2016 code for a protein of 619 amino acids. NCBI's taxonomy places the organism in Eukaryota, Metazoa, Chordata, Actinopteri, Perciformes, Percidae. The transcript has 23 exons. Gene Ontology annotation, molecular function: calmodulin binding; calcium/calmodulin-dependent protein kinase activity; ATP binding. Gene Ontology annotation, biological process: protein phosphorylation. The record is from RefSeq and is a predicted model, not a curated record.